AUGGAAUAUUUUACCAUCGUGUCAAUAUCAAGUUACUUGGGUUUGUUUGCAGCAGAUGUAUCUGAACUCUUUGAAUGCAGUUGUUCCUGCCGCUGCCAUUGGGGCUCAUGUAGUGUUACCGAUAGCUCCUGUGUCUAUAGAGGAGAUCUUUGUGAUUUGUGUUCACAAGAAUGUCCAAUCUGCCGAGAACAGACUACAUUAUGUCAAAUAAGUCCUCCAACUUGCCCUCCCUGUCAAUAUUCAAGUACAUCUCCAAUAAAUUGUACAGGUUCUACAUCUGAGAUUAUUUAUGCUACAAACACAGCUUGUCCUCCUUGUCCAACUCCAAAUAAAAGCACUGUUUACAUCGGUUCUACGGCAGAGGCGUCAACGACCGUUUGCCCCCCUUGCCCAUGUACAUCGUCAGCAGGAAAAUAUACUGGUUCUACAGCAGAGAGUUUUACUAAAGAUGCUGAUUCUGUUCAAAGUGCAGAGGAGAUUUCAAGAGGUAAUGCUUUCUCAGCUGGAGUUGUGGUCGGCGCGUUAUUCGGUGGACUGGUGCUUGGAUUUAUCAUAACAUCAUCUGUCUUUAUUUAUUUUUGGCAAAGAGCAAGAAAAGAACAGGAGAAAAAGAACAAUCUCUUGCAAAAUUAUAACCAUAACCCAGCGUACGAGAACGGAGAUUAUGAUCAAAUGAAUACAAGAAACAAGACACAAAAACCUACAAAGGUAUCACAUGUUAAUCCCAUUCCGAGAGAGGAGAGCAUUUCUACAUCCAACUUCACAGAAGACGGUGUAUAUAACCAUUUAAAUGAAUCAGUCAAAGCUACAACAAAUACAGAUGACGUCUACGACCACGCUAGACCGCAUUCCUCGACGUCAUUACAUUGUGAAGGGUACGGAACUUUGGUGUUUGAUCAUGAAGGAAAUGAUGUUUACAUGGAAGGAUAUAGAGACAAAGGAGCUGGAUGCAGUGUUAGAAUGGACACUAAAAAUGAACAUACUGAUCAUAAUUACUUUGUCCUUGAAAAAGAAACCAUCUAAUCGAUAGAAUUUUAU
Saccostrea cuccullata (small rock oyster) is the source of this 1038-nucleotide messenger RNA. RefSeq lists its product as uncharacterized. The record is from RefSeq and is a predicted model, not a curated record. The transcript has 11 exons. Lineage: Eukaryota; Metazoa; Mollusca; Bivalvia; Ostreida; Ostreidae. The coding region runs from base 1 to 1023 and encodes 340 amino acids.